Molecule: messenger RNA, 5360 nt
Organism: Photinus pyralis (common eastern firefly)
Lineage: Eukaryota; Metazoa; Arthropoda; Insecta; Coleoptera; Lampyridae
Product: receptor-type guanylate cyclase Gyc76C-like
Exons: 20
Coding region: 466-4923 (1485 amino acids)
Biological process (GO): cGMP biosynthetic process; intracellular signal transduction; protein phosphorylation
Molecular function (GO): ATP binding; guanylate cyclase activity; peptide receptor activity
Source: RefSeq, a predicted model, not a curated record
GAAGAUACGAGUAUUGCCGCACUAGUAUUGCAAGAAGUUGUAAUUUGGUCCGUCUUAAAUUUGCGUUUAAACCAGUUUCGCGAAGUAUCUCUCGCCAAUCGGCCUUAAGCGAACAGGUGCGAAAUAAAUUGCAGAAAAAAAAGUUACGUGUGCUAUAAAGGUCGUACGUUACGUUCGCGCAGAAAAGUGCGAGUGCGAAUUUGAUUUUUUUAAAGUGAGAAAGUGAACUAAACUUUUGUUUGUUAAGUUUGGGCAAUUAAUGAAAGUGCAAAUUGAGAUUUUCUUUUUUUAUUCGCCGCCGUCGCUUGUUUACUUCGUUCUAAAAUCACGUGAUGUUUCGAAUUGCGGCCGCUUUUGAAAAAGUUCACAAGAAAGUUGAUUAAAGACGACGUACGCCCCUUUGGCUGUAUUUAUAUUUCUAAACACAUGAUUCUCCGCAUCAUAUAGCGAGUGCGUGGGCUGGCCAUGCGCCUCGGCCUGGUUCUGCUGGUCGCGCUGUUGCUUCCUAUCACAUCGAAUGCAAACUUCUCAAAGCCAUCCAUCGAAGAUGAAUCCUCGCAGCAACCCUACUCGACCGCCAUCAGCUCAAACUCCGUCCACUCCUUCAAUUCCAAGCCUACCAGCACGACCAGCAAAGCGCGUUAUUCGAGUAACUCCAUAUCCUACAAAGACAAGUUUAGCCUCGAUCCGAAUGGAACUGCCACGAACUACAUCAACGGCGAUACGAACGUUUACGACAAAUCGCGAUACGUCACCGAGAAGAUACCGACGAGCAGAAGUCUUCAGAAGGAUCCCGACGGUAAACGCAAGAAGCUCACCGUCGGAUAUCUCACGGCGGUCAGAGGGGAACUUAAGGAGAGACAGGGUUUGGCGAUUUCGGGAGCGCUUACGAUGGCACUCGAGGAGAUUAAUAACGAUUCCAGCAUUUUACCAAACGUGACCUUAGUGUUAAAAUGGAACGAUACAAGAGGCGAUACGGUACUGACGACUCGUUCCAUGGUCGAUAUGAUUUGCGACGGCGUUGCCGUGUUUUUCGGGCCGGAAGGUUCGUGUUACGUCGAAGCGAUCGUGGCGCAAUCUAGAAAUAUUCCCAUGAUUAGUUAUAAAUGUUCGGAUUACAAAGCAUCCAGUAUACCAACGUUUGCCAGAACUGAACCACCUGAUACACAAGUGACAAAAUCUGUGAUAUCUCUUUUAAGCUAUUAUGGAUGGAAUAAGUUUUCUAUAAUAUACGAGGAGAAUUGGGAAACGGUUGCGUAUUCGUUAAUCGAUCAGGCUAAACAAAGAAAUAUGACCAUAAAUAAUAAAAAGAGCGCCGUGGACCGACACAAGUGUUGCGAGGAGAAAAUGGCGUGCUGCUCGACCGGUUACUGGUACCAGUUUAUUCAGGAGACGAAAAAUAAGACGCGCAUUUACGUUUUUUUGGGAUCGGCGUUCUCCCUUAUCGAUCUAAUGAGCACAAUGCAAACCGCUCAGUUGUUCGACAACGGCGAAUACAUAGUGAUCUCCGUGGAUCCGAUGAACACGUAUUCGGCGAAAGACGCGCACAAGUACUUGUGGAAUACACACGUGUUUGACAAGUACACGUCGUGUGAAAGAUACCAGAAAGAUUUCUUGAAGUGGGCUCGAUCGCUACUCGUCGUCGUGUCAACGCAACCGUCGCACAAUUACGAACAGUUCACGAAAUCCGUACGAGAGUACAACGCCAAGGAACCAUUUAAAUUCAACGUUUCGCCUUUCUUAACGAGUUACAAUUUUCAGAAGUUUGUCUCGAUACACGCCGCUUACUUGUACGAUUCCGUAAAGUUGUACGCGAAAGCCUUAGAUAAACUUCUGCGCGAGCAACCAUUCCUUAACGACACCAUUGUGGAUGAAAUUGCGAGUAAUGGAACAAAAAUUAUCGAAGCCGUCAUAGGACUCGGUCCAUACACAAGUAUAACCGGAGCGACAAUGCAACUGGAUAAAAACGGCGACUCCGAGGGUAAUUUUUCCGUGUUGGCCCUAAAACCGAGCGACACGCCCGACAUGCCGAUCGUUAAAAAUUUCACCUGCAACUACCAAAUGGUGCCGGUCGGUCAGUUUCGCGAGGGCGGCGAGUUUCCAAGUUAUAAGAUACAUCGACAAGUCGAUUGGCCAGGUGGCGUGAUACCCGCCGACGAGCCGAGUUGCGGCUUCGAGAACGAACUGUGCGCGAAGCCGGACACGCAAGUGAACAGUAUAAUUGCGGGAAUUUUGGCGGUCAUGUUGUUUUGUGCCGGAGUUAUUACGAUUAGUGUUUAUCGUAAGUGGAAGAUCGAGCAGGAGAUCGAGGGGCUGCUUUGGAAAAUUGACUCGGCUGAUAUCCAUAACUAUUACGAUAACGAUAUUGUAGCGUCGCCGAGUAGAUUGAGUUUGUGCAGCGCGAGCGCCACUUCGUUCGAAUCGCGCGGCGGCGCCCAAGUGUUCGCAACUACCGCACUGUACAAGGGCGUCGUCGUUCGGAUCAAAGAGUUGACGUUCUCGAGAAAAAAGGACAUUUCUCGUGAUAUGAUGAAAGAAAUGAGGCUUCUGCGUGAAUUGAGACAUGAUAAUAUUAAUUCGUUCAUAGGUGCAUGCGUGGAACCUAUGGCACUCUUACUAGUCACUGAUUACUGUGCCAAAGGAAGUUUAUAUGAUAUUGUAGAGAAUGAAGAUAUUAAAUUGGAUAACAUGUUUAUUGCUUCUCUAGUCCAUGAUCUCAUUAAGGGUAUGCUGUAUAUACACAAUUCAAUGUUAAUCGCGCAUGGAAACUUGAAGUCUUCGAACUGUGUCGUGACGAGCAGAUGGGUACUCCAAAUAACCGAUUUCGGACUGGCAGAAAUUCGGCACUGCGCCGAAAACGAGAGCGUCGGCGAACAUCAGUAUUAUAGAAAUCUGUUCUGGAAGGCGCCCGAGAUCCUGCGUGACUUCCCGCGCUAUUUGCGCGGAACGCAAAAGGGCGACAUUUACGCGUUCGCGAUCAUUCUGUACGAGGUCAUCGGACGACGCGGGCCCUUCGGAAAUACGGCCUACGAACCGAAAGAAAUCAUAGAUCUGGUGAAGAGGUAUCCGAUGGACGGCGAAGAACCGUUCAGGCCCGACUUUGAAAUGCUAUACGACUGUAAGAUGGCGAAUUUGGACUACGUAAUUCAGUGCAUGAGGGAUUGUUGGUCGGAAAAUCCGGAGCAUAGGCCCGAUUUCUCCACGAUCAGGAGAAGGUUGAAGAGAAUGAAGGAGGGAAAGAACAAAAACAUAAUGGACCAAAUGAUGGAUAUGAUGGUUAAGUAUGCUAAUCAUUUAGAAGAUUUGGUAUCGGAACGUACAAGGUUAUUGUACGAGGAAAAGAAGAAAACUGAGGAUCUCCUGCAUAGAAUGUUACCUGAAUCUGUGGCUGAACGUCUAACGAUGGGUUACGGUGUGGAGCCCGAAUCUUUCGAUUCGGUUACCAUUUACUUUAGUGAUAUUGUCGGUUUUACCUCGAUGUCGGCCGAAAGUUCUCCAUUACAGGUUGUGAAUUUUUUAAACGAUUUAUAUACCGUUUUUGAUCGCAUUAUUAAAGGGUACGAUGUCUAUAAAGUAGAAACGAUUGGAGACGCUUACAUGGUGGUUUCUGGGCUUCCAAUUCGAAACGGAGAUAUGCAUGCCGGCGAAAUUGCCUCUAUGGCGUUAGAUCUUCUUUCUGCGAUCAAAAAUCACGCUAUACCUCAUAGGCCAAAGGAUAUGUUGCAACUGAGAAUUGGAAUUCAUACAGGUAUGGUCGUCGCCGGCGUUGUCGGGUUAACGAUGCCAAGGUACUGCCUCUUCGGGGACACGGUCAACACGGCAUCGCGAAUGGAAAGCAACGGCGAACCCCUAAAAAUCCACAUCAGUCCGCAGUGCAAAACUGCGCUGGAUAAGCUGGGGGGAUACGUAACGGAGGAGAGGGGCAUCGUGAAUAUGAAAGGUAAGGGCGCGGUGAAGACCUACUGGCUGCUGAGCGCGACGGAGAAGGCGAUUCAGAGGCGAGAGGUGGAUCUCGGCGAGUUACCUCCGUUAUUUUGCCGGCCGCGGCGAAGUCCGAAGUUGAAUAACGACUCGCGACAGGCGUCGGUCUGCGGAAAUAUGGGCGUGUUUAGUGGAUUAAAUAGUCGAAGACAUUCCAGUGUGCCUAGAGGAACCAGCAUGGAAGUUGAGAGCAGUUCGACCGUUCACAAUAAUAGUCCUUUGCCCUCUCGUCAUCUACUAAACAAACUGGCAAAGCACAUUUUGCAGGUACCGUCGACGACGUCGGUCAACUCGGCGUUUGGGCCUGAGUGCGACGAUCAGGAACCAAAGAAAGCGGCGCGCCCCCGUCGAAUUCUAUCGAGCAUCGCGUCCAGCUCGGACGAUCACAAAAGUCUGACGAUGUUAAAUAAAAUCCGCGAAUCGAAGUCCCUCGAUUCGUUGCCGGUAGUCAAACCGCACGAGCGCGCGAUAUCCCAGCAGCUUCUCCAACUGUUAAAGCCGAACACCCGCUCCUUGGAAAACUGCGACAAGUGCGGCAAUUUCAAGAUCAUCGCCAUUCCCGACGAUAAACUCGUGAACAACAAUUUUCCAAACGGUAACAUUGUAAACAUGAAACCGGACGAUCGCCGCGCCAAAGACGACGUAGAGGAACCUCUGCUUCAGCACACCGCACCGAGCAUCAUCCAUCGUAGGAAAAUCGGAAACGGCACCGACGAAGACAACGAAUACACUUCGAAGAAGUGGAAGUCCUUGGAGACGGUGCCCGGUUCUGAGGAUUAUUCCGUAAUAAAUAAUAAAAAUUUAACUCCGCGCCCCUCGAUUCGCAGCUGGAUCGUCGGUUUAUUUAACGGAAAUAGGAUAAGGUCAAGUGAUAGUUCGUUAAGGAAAGCUGUUUUACCCGAGUAUAAUAAUUUACAAAUGGAAAAGGAGAGUAUUGUUUAAAGAGUUCUUGUAGAAUUUAUUUUAUACAAUAAGUUUACGUUGCAUUACAAAUUAGUGCCGGUAUUUAUUAUGUUUUAACUGAAUGCAGUGAUUUGGCUAUUAAUUAGAUGUUAUAGAUUUAAUUCAGGUCAGUGAUUUAUUAUUUGGAUGGCUGUGAUUAUAUCUCCAUAUGUAUGUAAAUAUUAUAUAUUAUAAAUAUUAUACUUAUAGUAUAUUUCUUGUGCCAUUAAUUUAUAUGUUAGAGAAAAUGUAUGAAGCGUAAAAUGCUUACGUAGCAUCAUCACAACGAUCUGGGGGACUAUCUGAAAGGGGGGUAGUCGUUAAACCAAAAAUUAAAAAAAAAAACCAUUAAGGACUAUGGAGUUGGAAAAUUAAUUUUAUGCAAUAGAAAAUGCAAUAUCUGUAACAAAUAAGCAAUUAUAAUUUAUUUCUUUAUA